GAGUCCACAAGGCGCCACAGACAUCAACUGUGUUUCACAAAGUUUAAAUAUGUAACAAAGUUUCCUCAGAGGGAGUUUUUUCCUGCUUCUAACCGGAUCUAACCUCCGCGGCGGAAGUGUUCUUUUGACGCACCGUCGAGCGGCAGUGCGGCGGCGGCGACCGCUGCCGCUGCCGCUGCUGCUGCUGCCGCAGCGGCAGAUCCUUCCGCCGACGACAAACUGACACAGUUCAAAACUCAAAUAAUAUAAACGGAAAAUGAAAACUAAAAGAUUUAACUGUAAAAGUGACAUUGAAAUUAAAAAAUAUAUUUGAAAAUGAGUCUCAAAAACCCAUCAAUAUCAAUUGUACAGAUAAAUCAAACUGUAAACUGCAUAACUUCACAUGCAAACAUGUUUAAUUUAUCUACGUGUUAAAUUAUGAUCGCAUCAUGACGUCGUAUAUAAGCUAUGAAGCUAAUUAAAUGUUAAUUGUUUCAGUUUUUCACCACGUUUAUGAGUUCGUCCUCCUGCACUGAGUGUUGAUGACCAGCAGAGGGAGACACCGCCCGGCGUUCCGACUCCUGACAGCAGAACGACUGCUCCCUCUCACAGUCAAACAGAUCAUAGAAGAAGGUGUUACAGAGUCAGACAGGUGACUCCUCCCACCUGCUCCGUACUCGGACAGGUGACUCCUCCCACCUGCUCCAGAGUCAGACAGGUGACUCUUCCCACCUGCUCCAGAGUCAGACAGGUGACUCCUCCCACCUGCUCCAGAGUCGGACAGGUGACUCCUCCCACCUGCUCCAGAGUCGGACAGGUGACUCCUCCCACCUGAAGCUUCUGGAACAACAACAUCACCGUGGCUCGUGCCGCAGCCAUCUGCCAAUAACAAGAGAGACACUCACACUCACGCACGCGCACGCGCACGGUGACCGAAUCUCCAGCUCCUCAGAUGUGCGCGCGGCGGGACGCGGCUGAGGCUCCUCGCGCUGCAGCAGGACCGCAGGAUGGCGGGAGGACGGCGGGGUCUCGUGGCCCCUCAGAACACGUUCCUGGAGAACAUCGUCCGCCGGUCCAACGUUUGGACAUUAUCACAUAGACAGACAGAUACUAACUUCGUGCUGGGAAACGCUCAGAUCGUCGACUGGCCGAUCGUCUACAGCAACGACGGCUUCUGCAAAUUAUCGGGGUACCACCGGGCCGAGGUGAUGCAGAAGAGCAGCACCUGCAGCUUCAUGUACGGCGAGCUGACGGACAAAGAGAUGAGUGAGAAGGUUCGUCAGACCUUUGAGAACUACGAGAUGAACUCGUUUGAGAUUCUAAUGUACAAGAAAAACCGGAUGCCGGUGUGGUUCUUCGUGAAGAUCGCUCCAAUCAGGAACGAGCAGGACAAAGUCGUCUUGUUCCUCUGCACCUUCAGCGACAUCACCGCCUUCAAGCAGCCAAUCGAGGACGACUCUUCAAAAAGUUGGGGAAAGUUCGCCCGUCUGACUCGUGCGUUGACGAGCAGUCGAGGAGUUCUACAGCAACUCGCCCCCGCCGUCCAUAAAGGAGAGAACGUCCACAAACACUCGCGACUGGCAGAGGUUCUCCAGCUGGGCUCGGACAUCUUGCCUCAGUACAAACAGGAAACGCCGAAGACGCCGCCGCACAUCAUCCUGCACUACUGCCUCUUCAAGACCACGUGGGACUGGGUCAUCCUCAUCCUCACCUUCUACACCGCCAUCAUGGUGCCGUACAACGUCUCCUUCAAGACCAAGCAGAACAACGUCACCUGGCUGGUGGUGGACAGCAUCGUGGACGUCAUCUUCCUCGUCGACAUCGUCCUCAACUUCCACACCACCUUCGUCGGCCCGGCCGGAGAGGUCAUCUCCGACCCGAAGCUCAUCCGCAUGAACUACGUCAAGACGUGGUUCGUCAUCGACCUGCUGUCCUGUUUGCCCUACGACGUCAUCAACGCCUUCGAGAACGUGGACGAGGGGAUCAGCAGCCUCUUCAGCUCCCUCAAAGUCGUCCGUCUGCUGCGUUUGGGUCGAGUCGCCCGGAAGCUGGACCACUACAUCGAGUACGGAGCGGCCGUGCUGGUGCUGCUGGUGUGCGUGUUCGGCCUGGCGGCCCACUGGCUGGCCUGCAUCUGGUACAGCAUCGGGGACUACGAGGUGAUCGACGAGGACGCCAACGCGGUGAGGAUGGACAGCUGGCUGUACCUGCUGGGGGAGACGGUGGGCACGCCGUACCGGUUCAACGCCUCGGGCUCGGGCCGCUGGGAGGGCGGGCCGAGCAAAGACUCGGUCUACAUCACCUCGUUGUACUUCACCAUGACGAGUCUGACCAGCAUCGGCUUCGGAAACAUCGCGCCGAACACGGACGGAGAGAAGAUCUUCGCCGUGGCCAUGAUGAUGAUCGGAUCACUGCUCUACGCCACCAUCUUCGGUAACGUCACCACCAUCUUCCAGCAGAUGUACGCCAACACCAACCGCUACCACGAGAUGCUCAACAGCGUCAGAGACUUCCUCAAACUCUACCAGGUCCCCAAAGGCCUCAGCGAGCGGGUGAUGGACUACAUCGUGUCCACGUGGUCCAUGUCCAGAGGCAUCGACACCGACAAGGUGCUCCAGAUUUGUCCUAAAGACAUGCGAGCGGACAUCUGCGUCCACCUCAACAGGAAGGUGUUCAAGGAGCACCCGGCGUUCCGGCUGGCAAGCGACGGCUGCCUGCGAGCCCUCGCCAUGGAGUUCCAGACCAGCCACAGCGCGCCUGGCGACCUCAUCUACCACGCCGGCGAGAGCGUGGACAGCCUCUGCUUCGUGGUGUCGGGCUCACUGGAGGUCAUCCAGGACGACGAGGUGGUCGCCAUCUUGGGUAAAGGCGACGUGUUCGGCGACGUCUUCUGGAAGGAGAUGACUCUGGCUCAGUCCUGCGCCAACGUCCGGGCGUUGACCUACUGUGACCUCCACGUCAUCAAAAGGGACGAGCUGCAGAAAGUCCUGGAGUUUUACUCCAACUUCGCAAACCACUUUGCCCGGAACCUGGUCCUCACCUACAACCUGAGGAAGAGGAUUGUCUUCCGGAAGAUAAGUGAUGUGAAGCGCGAAGAGGAGGAGAUGCUGAAGAGGAAGAACGAGGCUCCUCUGAAUCUCCCUCCAGACCACCCAGUCCGACGACUCUUCCAGCGUUUCCGACAGCAGAGGGAGGCCCGGCUUGCCGCCGAGAUGGUCAGUCCUGGUCCUGGUGAUGUGGAGAAGGGUGUUCACCUUGAGCAGCCCAGAGGUCCGGAGGUCCUGGCCUCCACUAGUAUUGUCAUGGUGACAGAGAGCCCUGCUACGCCGACCUCCUCCUCCACAUCCAACACACCCUCUUCAGCCAGGACAUUCAGCCGAGUCAUGCUCCACACUCCCACCGGCCAAAAUGGAAACCUGAGCGGCUGCAAAUCAGCAGAGCCGCCCAAAACUAAAGGUUGGGGACGAUUCAAAGAGUCGGUCGGGAAGGCUGAGUCGUGGAGCAGCGUCUCCAAGGCCGAGUCCAUGGAGACACUUCCCGAUAGAACUAAGUCUCACAUGGAGGUGUCCCUCAAGAAAACUGACUCUUGUGACAGCGGCAUCACAAAGAGCGACCUGCGUUUGGACAAUGUCGGAGACGCCAGGACACCACAGGACAGGAGUCCUGUUCAGUCCGACGAGAAGAGGGUCUUCUGCCCGAUACCGGAGCAGAGCAUGCAAGCCUCAUUCCUUGAGCUGAAACAAGAUUUAAGGGGAGACAUCGGAUCUCUGAACAGUCGAAUGGCGGCAAUGGAAGGUCAGUUAGCCGAGAUGCUUCGUCUUCUCAAAUCCCGGAAGUCGUCGGGCUCCUUCUUUGACAUCUCGCGGCCGCCGUCCCCCGACUCCGAUAAGGACAGUUUCUCUUAAACUGGACAUCGGUCCACGGGAACGAAACUUGAACCCCUUUGGCCUCCGGAUGUCAGAACCUCUGACUGCAGCGUGACGCUGAAGCACCGUGUAACGUUUGUUUUGUCAUUCUGCUGUUCAAGACGUUACAAACGUCCAAAAUGACGUGAAACUUGAGACGAGGAAAAGUCGGAUCUCGACUUUGAUCAGAGAUCAUAGAAAAGAGUCUUGACAUUCACAACGGCACCUUUGGUCCUCAGGAGGGUUUGUCGCCUGAAGACCUUCACGCGAUAUCGGCAAUAAUAACAGAUGGCUUUAAUGUACUGUGAUUUGGUGACUCUGACCUGGUCUCGUGAAGACUGGUCUACAAAGUCUGUUCAGCUUCCCAGAGAACUCCAGAUCCUGAAGGCUGAUUGGCUGUCAGCACUCUGAUUCAAAAGAAGGCUUACGCACUUCAAAAUGGUUGUUUUUCUACCAAGACCGUUAAAUCCUUCAAGUAGAGACGUAUCUUGAAUCAGUGCGUUUACGUGCAGUUUAAAGACGAGUUUUUAUUGGGGUUAAGGCGAUACCUGUGGUUUCUCAAACGCCAUGUAAACACCUCGUUCCCCCGGCUACAAUCAGAGUUCUCAUACCCCGGUUAACAGACCUAGAGAACUCCUUUAGUAACCGGGGGAUUCGUGCAUGUGCACAGUGCCAUCUACUGUACCGGAGGAAGAGUUACUCCGGUCAUUCUUUCGUGGGAGAACUGGGUCAGACCGUAACCCGGUUACUGCUGCGCAUGUAAACGCACUGACUGAUUCAACCGCAGCUGGAAGCUUUUUCGACACCGUUGAGAAACAAAGUCAAGAUCGACGUCAACACUCUGAGUAGGCGAGAUGUUUCCAGAGCGUCGACGAAUGACUGGAACAGGCCAAUUUGUGGAUUCGUUCCUGUUCUUACAAAUUCCUUUAACCUUUGAAUUGAUGAUUUCUCUACUUCCACGUAUCGUAGGUUGUUUUCUCUGGUUAACACUGUUUGAGAAUUGACCGCUUUCUGUUCUGUGACCCGAGUAACUGACAUUAGUACCAAUAAUCCUCUGAGAACCGAAUGCAGACUAAGUCACUGUGCCCGGACUUCACGAGACGUCUUCAACAGUGUUUUUAUAUCCAACAGGAAAGUGAAUGUUUUUAAUGCUGCAACCAGUCGCUUCGAUGACCCGACUGAAAGGUGGGAAUUAUCAUUAUCACACCUGUCAGAGGCUUAACUUGCUCAUACACUCACGAAAACUUGGCCACAUGCAUAACUCGUGGUUGAACUUUUCUACGUCUGGAAUGUGUCUUCUGCAUGCGCGUGGCUUGAUGGCUUGACCGCACCCCUUAAACUCCAGCCCCUGUGACGAGUUCUCGCCAGGAUGCGUGACGUUUCGUGGACCGAAUCGAUGACUGUAGAAUUAAAUUCAGCCGCAAACAUUGUAACGGAACAAACGUAAAACAAUCUACAGUUGACGGUCUAAUCUGUUCACGACUGGAAACUGGCACAGCGAAACAUUCCGACGCAUCGCGACUUGUCGAAGCUUCGCGACGCGUUCGGAGCUUCACGACGCGUUCGGAGUUUCGCGACGCGUUCGGAGCUUCGCGACGCGUUCGAAGCUUCGCGACUUGUCGGAGCUUCGCGACGCGUUCGGAGCUUCGCGACGCGUUCGGAGCUUCGCGACGCGUUCGGAGCUUCGCGACGCGUUCGGAGUUUCGCGACGCGUUCGGAGCUUCGCGACGCGUUCGAAGCUUCGCGACUUGUCGGAGCUUCGCGACGCGUUCAGAGCUUCGCGACGCGUUCGGAGUUUCGCGACGCGUUCGGAGCUUCGCGACGCGUUCGAAGCUUCGCGACGAUUUCGAAGCUUCGCGACUUGUCGGAGCUUCGCGACGCGUUCGGAGCUUCGCUCCUUCCAGAGGAAACGUCUCGACGAUCAUCUGACCCGUACGUUUGUCUUGACUGUGCUUGUGUAGCUGUGAUAAACAAUAUGUCGUCCUAAUAUGCAACUGUUGCCGUGUGCGCUGUGUUCUGAGAGACUGGUUGUUGAUCGUGGCACUUUGAGAAUCUCCCGUCGUCCCUCGAACACAACUGAUGCACUUUGGUCGUCCGUCGUCGUCCCGCAUGACGCUCGCUGGUGUCGGACGCUCUCUUUGUUAGUUCUUUCAGAGGAAGACUGAAGCCGCUCUGACUUUGCCUUGCUUCUCAAAUAUCUGGGAGGACUUGGGGGUUUCCUUCUCUCUCUGAACUUCUCUACCUUCUUCUGUUCACAUGUAACGUCACGACCGGCGUCUGUGCAUGAAGAGCAGCUCGCUGUCGUCACUGUCACAUAUGCACAGAUUUUUGGAAAAGCUUGAGAGGAAAACCUCGUCGUAACCACAGAUAUAUAUUCUUAACUUGUUCUUCACUUAUCGUCAGGAAUGAAAACUGUAUCAGCACAAAGAGUCUUUAUAAAAAGAAAUCACAUCAGAUAUCAUCAAUAAAUGAUUUUAUACUUUU
Scophthalmus maximus (turbot) is the source of this 6368-nucleotide messenger RNA. RefSeq names its product potassium voltage-gated channel, subfamily H (eag-related), member 1b (gene kcnh1b). Gene Ontology annotation, molecular function: delayed rectifier potassium channel activity. Gene Ontology annotation, biological process: regulation of membrane potential; potassium ion transmembrane transport. The record is from RefSeq and is a predicted model, not a curated record. Lineage: Eukaryota; Metazoa; Chordata; Actinopteri; Pleuronectiformes; Scophthalmidae. Gene Ontology annotation, cellular component: membrane. Bases 987 to 3884 code for a protein of 965 amino acids. The transcript has 14 exons.